Messenger RNA from Platichthys flesus (European flounder), 3109 nucleotides. RefSeq names its product NACHT, LRR and PYD domains-containing protein 3. Lineage: Eukaryota; Metazoa; Chordata; Actinopteri; Pleuronectiformes; Pleuronectidae. Gene Ontology annotation, molecular function: protein binding. The coding region runs from base 231 to 3008 and encodes 925 amino acids. Gene Ontology annotation, cellular component: cytoplasm. The record is from RefSeq and is a predicted model, not a curated record. The transcript has 8 exons.
GCGGUUGACUCUGAAGUUCGUGUUGUUUGAACCAUGGACUGUUCAUUAAGGGUUGGGACCAGGCUCCUGCGGAUGUAAACCACACUUUACUUCCUGUUCUGACUCAGUCGUGGUUUAAUGUUCAGGAAGCUGCAGAUCAUCAUAUCUCCACCAUUUUAAACUCUUUAUAAACCGUCUGUGUUCAAACCAGUUUCCAUCGUUGACCAGCGACGCUUCGUUCGAGUGACACGAUGGACAAAGAGGCUGUGCUGACUCAUGUCCUGAUGCAGAGACGAACUCCGUCCCUUCUUGGAGGAGAGCAGCCAGUCAGUGUGCUGAGCAGCAGCAGAUAUGUAUCCCAGAGGACAGACAGAGAGGUGGAGGACCAGCUGGCCUCCCUCGAUCACACCAUCCUCUCGGCUCUGUCUAGUGAAGUCAAGACCGUGCUCCUGGUGGGUGGAGAAGGAUCCGGCAAAACCACUGCUCUGGAGAAGCUGGUUGUGGCCUGGGCCAAAGGAGAACACCUUCAGAACUUUACCUGUGUUUUAUACUUCGGGCUGAGGGAGAUUAGGUCUCUUAAAGACGAGCUGUCCCUGGAGACUUUACUGCAGCACCAUCACAGUCCCGUUCCCUCUGAGUCCACGCAGCUCGUUCUGCAGAAGCCUGAGGAUGUGCUGUUUGUUUUCGAUGAUCUGGAUCAAUACAAACUUUCCCUGGACGCCUCCGUCCACACCCUCUGCUCUGACCCCCGCCAGGCAGUGUCGCUGUCCUGCCUGAUAUCCAGUCUGCUUCAUGGAUCACUGCUGAGGGGAGCCGCCUUUGUUGUGACGACCCGGCCAACAGGACACCUGAAGUUUCUGAGCGGCACCAGGGUGAAGGUUCCUGGGUUUUCAAAGCUCCAAAGAGAGACUUACUUCAAAGGGUUCUUCACUGACCCGGCUGCAGCUAACAAAGCACUACUGCACAUGGAGCGGACGCUGGGUUUUUAUGAUUUCUGCACUUCCCCUAGAUUCUGUUGGACAGUUUGUUCUAUUUACAAAACUCUGAUGGAUGCUGGAGCAAGACUGCCUGACACUUUGACUCAGCUGUAUGUAGAUAUCCUGGUUCACCUGAUGCAGGCGCUCUCGCUGAAGGAGGCCUGCAACAGAGAGCUGGUGCAGGCCCUCGGUGUGAUGGCCUCUCAUUGUUCCGCCAGCCAGAAUUCAAGCUGCACCAAAGAGGAACUCCACUCCUUUGGUUUUCAGAAAAUACUCUGCUCCGUUGGUGCUUUCUUGCACGUAGAUGGUGACCUGGAGUCAGAUGCGUGUGUUUUCUCUUUCACCUCCCCGCUGAUGCAGGAGUUCCUCUUGGCCGUGUCUUUCUUUCUGGACACAUCGGCGUCUGAGGGCGUGGCGAAGAUGUUGGAAAAGUACAAAGGUCACGCAAAGUUUCUAGAUCUCUUCUUGUCGGGGCUCUCGGAGCCGGAUCAGCACAGACCCCUGGAGAUCCUGCUGGGGGGGUUUAACUCGGAUCGUAUCUUGGAUUUUAAGAGUUGGUUUAAAAGCAGCUCAGAGGAAACACUGAAGGGAUGUUACAAGGACAGGCACCAUCGAUGCUUCCAUCUACUCCAUCAAGCCCAAAAUCUGAGUUUGGUGAAAGAGAUCAUCUCCCCGUCAGAACGUAGAGGCAUCAGCUAUGGCGACUUGAGCCUCCAGGACUGUGUCGCCCUGAACUACGUCUGGUCUUGUCUCGGUGAGAUGAAGCUGUUGAAUCUGUACAGUACGAGGGAUUUGACAGAAGAGAAGGCAGAAGUCCUGGCUCCAGCUAUGAGCUUAUCACAUAAGAUACAGUUGUCAAACAGCACCUUGAGUACCGGGGCCGUCUCUCACCUGGCGUCAGCUCUCAGCAGAGGACGCACCGAGGAGCUGGAUCUCAAUCACACCAGCCUCGCAGGUGAAAAGUUCAAAGUGCUCUGUGCGGGACUCCGAGACUGCAAGCUGCACACUUUAACACUUCUGGGAUGCGAACUGACUGAGGCGAGCUGUGAAGAUCUGAUGUCUGUGCUGACCUCAGGCUCCUCUCAGCUGCGUGUGUUAGAUAUGAUGUUUAAUCAGAUCGGUGACCUGGGCUUCACGAAACUGUGCAAAGCGCUGCACAGUCCUCAAUGCUCACUGCAACAGCUCCAGCUACGAAGCUGCGAGUUGACUGCAGUAUCCAUGGAGCCUUUAUCGGCAGCUUUGUGCUCUGGAACAUCCGAGCUGAGGAAAGUGGACCUGACAACGAACACUAUCGGUGACGGUGGAGUGGAGGCUUUGUGCAAGUCGCUGCAGCACCCACAUUGUAAACUCCAGAGCCUCAAUUUGAUUGAUACCGAGCUGACCGGUGUGUGCUGUCCUCAUUUGAGGGAGACCUUGAUGUCAGAGCACUGCUCUCUGUUAGAGCUGGAUCUGUCAGUGAAUGAUUUGGGCCAAGAGGGGGCGCUGUUGCUCUGCCAAGCCCUGAGUCGUCCUGGAUGUCCAGUGGAGAAACUGGGGUUGAGUCACAAUCUUGAUUUUCAGUGCCACAAAUCAAAGAACCAUCUUUCACAAAUAUCUGGUGAAAUUCAGAUAACAUUCAUUCUAUGUGCUCCACCCUGCAGGUUGACACGCUGUGAGUUAACGCAGAGGGUCUUUAAGGAACUGGGCUCGUUUCUGAGAAGUGGAACUUCUCUACUGAAGUCCCUGAAAGUGGGUUUAAAUAAAGUCGGAGAUCAAGGGGUUAAACAUCUUUGGGAUGCUGUUGCACAUCCAGGCUGUCUGCUGGAAGAACUGGAUGUUGAAAUGACAGAUUUGACGGACGCCUGUGUUGAAGACCUGUGUGCUGCUGUAAGAGCCAGUAAGACUCUGAAGACCCUGGAGCUGAGAAACAACUCCCUGACGGAUGCGUCCGUCCCGGCCCUCGUCCAAGUCAUGGAGGACAGCUGCAACAUGCAGGAGAUGAACCUGAAGUACAACGACUUUUCAGAGGACGUUUUCGAGAUGAUGGAGGAGUGCGGUAGAAUAAGAUACUGACGAAGACGGACUAUUCCAUCUAUUCUCCACCGGUGCUACAGGCUCACAUAUUGUAAUGCUGAUUGAUGCUUUUAUUACAGCUGAAGCACUGGGGCUGAGAA